AAAAGUACUAAAAUGGAAAAUAAAUAAAUAAUAAAAAUAACAGCACAACCUGAUCAUUAUUUUCAGUCAUGAAGUUGUUUUUAAGGCAAAACAUGCCUUAUUGCCUUAAUUAAAUGAAAAGGUCUCCAAAUCUUGUAACAUGACAACAAAAUGGCUUAUACCACAUCUUUAAAAAAUAAAUAAAUAAAUAUAUGAUUUUAAUUCAUUUACACGACUUUUUUAUAUAAAUGAAUAAUGAUGAAACCAUGGAAAACUACUUUAGCUAACUUUUUAUUAUUAUUAUUAUUUAUUUAUUUAUUUUUUACAUUUUAGCCUUUUAAUCAUGUUUUUCCCUUCCAAUCUUACGAUCUCUGGACAGUUACACCACUACACAUUUGACAUACAGAAAAGCCAAACCAAAACUGUAAACUGUCAACUUUCAAUUCUUAAAAAAAAAAAAAAAAAAAAAAAAACGUGAUAGUAUAAUAUUUUAACAACAUAACAGAAAUCUUUUUUGCAAUCAAAUCAGGAAAAAAAAUAUUUAUGACAGCACAAACACUGAAAGAAAAGGUCACGUUUGCAGCCAGUGAAGAAAUGUGUUUUAUAUGAAAGAGGGCCUGUUCUGCUCUGAGCGCUGACUGGAUUGGGCAACAGGCCAAGGUGGAUUGGUCGUGAGUUUGCGAAGCCUACAGAGACGCUCCCCACCUCCCUUAAGUCUUGAGCAAGAGAUGCCAGUAUACCGCUUCUAUUAAAACGCUGAGAGCCACAGCAAUGUCGGAUUUAAUAACUGAUGAGACUUUACCAAACCUCAACGCGUUUCUACAGGCAGAUCCGUAUAUACGACACUAUGAGGGAGAGCUGCGCAAAAGAUACAAGCGGUUUGCAGAGCGCCUGGCACAGCUGGAGGAGGCGGAAGGGACCUUUGAUCGCUUCACACUGAGCUACCAGUCCUUCGGAAUUCAGCGGCGAUCUGACAACGCUCUGGUCCUUAGGGAAUGGGCCCCGGGAGCGGAGGCCGUCUUCCUGACUGGGGAUUUCAAUUCCUGGGAAAAACAGUCUCACCCUUUCACACAGAAAGAGUUUGGGAAAUGGGAACUAUACCUCUCUCCGAAAUUGGACAAAUCUCCUGUCAUCAAGCACCUGACUAAACUCAAGCUUGUGGUCCUGACCAAAACAGGUGAAUAUCUGUUUCGGAUCUCUCCUUGGGCCAAAUAUGUCACAAAAACGCUGGAUUCUGUCACCUAUGACUGGACCCACUGGGACCCUCCACAACCAUACCAGUUCCAGCACCCCAGACCCCCACGGCCCAGCAGUCUUCGUAUCUACGAGGCCCAUGUGGGCAUUGGUUCGCCUGAGGAAAAGAUUGCCUCGUACAAAAACUUCACCCGAGAUGUGCUUCCUCGCAUUAAGGAUCUUGGAUAUAACUGUGUCCAGCUCAUGGCAAUCAUGGAACAUGCCUACUAUGCAAGCUUUGGCUAUCAGGUUACUAACUUCUUUGCAGCUUCCAGCCGCUUUGGCAUUCCUGAUGAUCUGAAGCAUCUGGUUGAUACCGCACACUCCAUGGGAAUCACGGUUCUGCUGGACGUGGUCCACAGUCACGCCUCCAGUAACACAGAAGAUGGGCUGAAUUACUUUGACGGGACCGACUCCUGCUUCUUUCACGGAGGCUCCAGAGGGAACCACUCACACUGGGGCAGUCGACUCUUCAAUUACUCCAGCUGGGAGGUAAUGAGGUUCCUCCUCUCUAACCUGCGCUGGUGGAUGGAGGAGUAUCACUUUGACGGCUUUAGGUUUGAUGGCGUGACCUCAAUGCUGUACCACCACCAUGGCAUCGGCACAUCAUUUUCUGGGAACUACGGCGAGUACUUCGGAAUGCAUUUGGAUGAAAACGCGGUUGUCUAUCUGAUGCUGGCCAAUCACAUUUUGCACAUGCUCUACCCACAAUGCAUCACUCUAGCAGAGGAUGUAUCAGGGAUGCCAGGUCUGUGCAGGCCCAUUGAAGAGGGAGGACUGGGCUUUGAUUAUCGUCUGACCAUGGCCGUGCCAGACAAAUGGAUCCAGGUCCUGAAGGAAAUUCGGGACGAGGACUGGGAUAUGGGGAACAUUGUUUACACCCUGACCAACAGAAGGAGAGGGGAGGCAUCUGUCACUUAUGCUGAGAGCCAUGACCAGGCGUUGGUUGGGGACAAGUCACUGGCAUUUUGGCUGAUGGACAAAGAGAUGUACACCAACAUGAGUGCUCUCAUUGCCAUGACUCCUGUUAUAGACCGUGGCAUCCAGCUGCAUAAACUCAUCCGUCUCCUCACUCACAGUCUGGGAGGGGAGGGCUACCUCAACUUCAUGGGUAACGAGUUCGGUCAUCCAGAAUGGCUUGACUUUCCUAGGAAAGGAAACAACGAGAGCUACUAUUAUGCCCGUCGCCAGUUCAACCUUGUGGACAUUGAGCAUCUGCGAUACCGACAACUAUACGCUUUCGACCGUGACAUGAAUCUUACAGAAGACAAAUACGGCUGGCUGGCUGCCGGUCAGGCGGCAGUCACGACUUUGAAUCAAGCUGAUAAGGUGAUCGUAUUUGAACGCGCAAACCUGCUGUUUAUUUUCAACUUCCAUCCCUGCAACAGCUACAUUAACUACAGGGUGGCAGUGGAGCAUGCUGGGAAAUAUAAGAUCAAAUUGAACUCGGACGAGCUGCAAUAUGGGGGUCACGGGAGGCUUGUGCAGGACACAGAGUUCUUCACAGAGCCCAUGCCUUUCAAUGGCAGAGCCCAAUCAUUUCUGAUCUACAUUCCUUGCAGAACUGCUCUGAUUCUGGCAAAUGAGGACACUGAUUUCAGACAAUGAGGAGUAUGUGGAUGAAUGGAGCUGGAACUUGCAUCAUAUCCCAGAAUGCUGUGCAACCCUACAUCUGCAUAUGUUCAUAUAGCGAACACUGUUGUUGCCCCAUAGUUUAUAGUUCCAGUAUGAUUUUCUUUUGUUCUGUGAGCACAAAAGGAGUUAUCUAAUAAAAUGUCUGAGCUGCUCUUCUCCAUGCAAUUAAAGUUGGUUGUCUCUGGUCCCCAUCCACUUCUAUUCAAUUUCAUGGACAUUUUGCUAAAUUUUGGAUUUGGAACGAUGGGGUGAGUAAAUGGUGACAGAAUUUUCAUUUAAUCUUUUUUUUUUUUUUUUAAUUGUUAAAUGAGAGGGGGAAAUUAUACUUUCCUACAAACUGAAGGUUAUCGUAAUUUUAGAGUAGGGGUGUCCAAACUCGGUUCUGGAGGACCACUGUCCUGCAGAGAUUAGCUCCAUCUUUCCCCAACACGCCAUGCCUGGAAGUUAGUAUGCCUAGUAAAUUCUUGGGUGCAUCUGAAAUUGCAUACUCUCUUGAGAAGGUACUUAUUUUACAUAAGUAUUUACUUCAUGACCAAUAAAAAAGUAUGUUCUUUAUAGUAUGAAUGUGUGUAAUAUGAAUGUAAUUAGGACGUACUACUGUACAUUCGCUAUGCCGUCAUUAUCACGUGACCUACCAGCAUCAGUCACAAAUAAAGAGGAUUUGUGUCUCAUCACAAAUCCUCUCCCAUGGCCUCAUGGGAUAGUAAAGUGUCUAUGCUCACUUCAGAAUCUCACCAGAAGAAGUAGGUCAUCCGGAUACUUUUUUGCCUACUCUUUUAUAAAUACUGUUAAUUUCGACAUAUUUCUUUUGUCACAUACUGUUUUCCAUCUACUAAAUAGUAUGGAAGUAUGUCAUUUCAGACGCAGCCUUUGAUUAGCUGUUCAGGUGUGUUUAAUUGGGGUUUGGGCUAAACUCUGCAGGACAGUGUCCCUUCAGAAACAGGAUUGGACACCACUCUUUUAGAGGUUAAUGCAUUACAAAAACACAAAGAGAUUUUAAUGUGCUGUUUAACAUUCAUUCUAGAUGCAUUCUAAUUGGAUAUUGCUUGUGUUAUGACAUCAGCAAGGUCAGUUUGCUCUCUUUCUCUCCAUGUCUCUAUUCAUCCCACUUUCCCUCUUUCUCCCCAUAACCUUAUCCUGUCUUCACUUAGCCUUAAAUGCCUCCAAUCCAUGAUUCUGAUUUAGUGGGCCAUUAAAAAGUUUUACAGCACCAGCUGACAUCAUGGGCCAGUCGGAUGUGUUAGCGAAUAUGAAUCUCCUGGGCCUCGCGGAGAAUCUAGUGUCCUCUCCAGGGAAGAAGAAUUCCCUUGGAACAGAUCCCUUGGGUGUGAGGUCUCGGCAGCUGUUCUGACAGAACAGGAGACAAAAUUCCCACCUAGUAAUUACUCUAAUUAACACUUUUUUUCCCUUAAUGCAUUUAAUUAAAUUGCUUCGGUUUAAUCUAUCGCAGCACUUUAAUUUUGCCUGAGCUCUCAGCCCAAGCUUUUACACACUAAUAAGACAGUAUAUCAAUAUUUAAGACGUUCUUGUCCUUAUAGUGGAGUUAUAUUAGUAUAAUGGAUUGCUUCCACAAACAGCAGCCAGGGUGGUCAAAUAAACAUAAAAAACAACUGUGUGAGUGCAUGUACACUAAGUUGUGUGGGGGUCAUAUUGUAUGCUGUGAAAUAUUUUAUUUUUACUAGGUUUCAUUUUAUUUUAUAAUAUCUGUUCUGUUUUUCCUUCAAAAAUAAAACAACAUUUGAAUAAAGUCCAUUUUUAUGUGCAUUGCAAAAACAGUUUGGAACGACACAAGUAAC
Messenger RNA from Ctenopharyngodon idella (grass carp), 4643 nucleotides. It is a transcript of the gene gbe1a, whose product is annotated as glucan (1,4-alpha-), branching enzyme 1a. Gene Ontology annotation, cellular component: cytoplasm. NCBI's taxonomy places the organism in Eukaryota, Metazoa, Chordata, Actinopteri, Cypriniformes, Xenocyprididae. Gene Ontology annotation, molecular function: hydrolase activity, hydrolyzing O-glycosyl compounds; cation binding; 1,4-alpha-glucan branching enzyme activity. The transcript has 16 exons. The record is from RefSeq and is a predicted model, not a curated record. Gene Ontology annotation, biological process: glycogen biosynthetic process. Bases 751 to 2820 code for a protein of 689 amino acids.